AUGGGUGAUGUCACGCUUUGUCUUCUCUUGCAUGCCAACGGCCUCAAUCGCCGCGUGUGGGCGCCAUUGGCCGAGGAUUUGGCAGCGCUGCGCGGUCGUCCUUUGGAGGAACUCACUCCGCCUCGUGCAGAGGCCUCGCUCAUGAGGAUUGGCUCAUUGUGGCUUGCUUCGCUGGACCUGCUUGGCCACGGAGCAGCGCCGGAGCUUCAGCUGGCCGGAGCAGAAACGGACUGGAUGCAGUUUCGGGAUCAGGUGGAGGCCUUCCUUGCUGAGUACCUUGCUUUGCUGCCUGAGGUUCCAAAGGAAGUGGUCGCAGUAGGUCACUCCCUGGGCGGCGGCGUCCUCUUAACCACGCAAGCUUUCGCGGAGCGACAGCGAUUUUCCCGCAUGCUUAUCUUCGAGCCAAUGUGGCUCUUUGUGGAGCCGCCUCUAUGGAAGCUGAUCAACCUACCUCCUCUGCCUCCGGAGACUACGAAGCUCGAGCCGCCGGUGGUGGCUCAAACUCUUCGUCGGCGCAGUGAAUGGCCAAGCCGUGCUGCUGCACACGCGGAUCUGUCCAAGAAGGGCUUCUUUGCUUCCUGGGACCCGCGAGUCUUCGAAGCGCAGCUGCUCCGCAGUGUUUUUUUGUUUUCAGUUGCACACUUCUGA
Messenger RNA from Symbiodinium necroappetens, 648 nucleotides. The record is from the annotation of a GenBank genome assembly. NCBI's taxonomy places the organism in Eukaryota, Dinophyceae, Suessiales, Symbiodiniaceae.